Trifolium pratense (red clover) is the source of this 2832-nucleotide messenger RNA. Its product is annotated as cell division control protein 48 homolog E. Lineage: Eukaryota; Viridiplantae; Streptophyta; Magnoliopsida; Fabales; Fabaceae. Gene Ontology annotation, cellular component: nucleus; cytosol; VCP-NPL4-UFD1 AAA ATPase complex. The record is from RefSeq and is a predicted model, not a curated record. Gene Ontology annotation, molecular function: ATP binding; ATP hydrolysis activity; polyubiquitin modification-dependent protein binding. The transcript is spliced from 9 exons. Gene Ontology annotation, biological process: retrograde protein transport, ER to cytosol; autophagosome maturation; mitotic spindle disassembly. Bases 192 to 2618 code for a protein of 808 amino acids.
AUACUUUGGUAACAAGAAACCGAGCUUACCCAACUCCUCACUUCAUCAUAAAAAUCAGAAUAUCCAUCCACUAUAAAUAAUACCUAACAACUCAAACCCUCUUAAACUAUUCUUAUUCCUAUUUCACUUUUUUUCACAUCUCAAUUUCUCUCCCAAAUCCCAAUUCUCAAUUCUCAUCGUAUUCUUCUUCCAUGGCUAACCAACCUGAAUCAUCCGAUUCCAAGGGAACGAAAAGAGACUUUAGUACUGCGAUUCUCGAGCGGAAGAAGGCUCCGAAUCGUCUCGUCGUCGAUGAGGCCGUCAACGAUGACAACUCCGUCGUCGCACUUCAUCCUGAUACUAUGGAGAAACUUUCACUCUUUCGCGGUGAUACCAUUCUGAUCAAGGGAAAGAAAAGAAAAGACACAAUUUGUAUUGCACUUGCUGAUGAAACAUGUGAGGAACCAAAGAUAAGAAUGAAUAAGGUUGUUAGAAACAAUCUUAGGGUUAGACUUGGAGAUGUUGUUUCUGUUCAUCAAUGUCCUGAUGUCAAAUAUGGAAAGCGAGUUCACAUUCUUCCUGUGGAUGAUACUAUUGAAGGAGUCACUGGGAAUCUCUUUGAUGCUUACUUAAAACCUUAUUUCCUUGAGGCAUAUCGUCCAGUUAGGAAGGGUGAUAUGUUCCUUGUUAGAGGGGGGAUGAGAAGUGUGGAAUUCAAGGUUAUUGAAUGCGACCCUGCUGAGUAUUGUGUCGUUGCACCUGACACUGAGAUCUUCUGUGAAGGAGAGCCUGUUAAAAGGGAAGAUGAGGAUAGGUUAGAUGAGGUUGGUUACGAUGACGUUGGCGGGGUUAGAAAGCAGAUGGCUCAAAUCCGGGAACUGGUGGAACUGCCAUUGAGGCAUCCACAAUUAUUCAAGUCUAUUGGUGUGAAACCACCAAAAGGUAUUCUGUUGUAUGGACCCCCUGGAUCUGGGAAGACUUUAAUUGCACGAGCCGUUGCAAAUGAAACCGGUGCUUUCUUUUUCUGCAUCAAUGGUCCUGAGAUCAUGUCAAAGCUGGCUGGUGAGAGUGAAAGUAAUUUGAGGAAGGCAUUUGAAGAAGCUGAGAAGAAUGCUCCUUCAAUCAUCUUCAUUGAUGAAAUAGACUCCAUUGCCCCAAAGAGGGAGAAGACAAAUGGGGAAGUCGAGAGGAGAAUUGUUUCCCAGCUCUUGACCCUCAUGGAUGGACUUAAAUCCCGUGCACACGUUAUAGUUAUCGGAGCAACAAAUCGUCCCAACAGCAUUGACCCUGCUCUUCGUAGGUUUGGAAGGUUUGAUCGGGAGAUAGAUAUCGGUGUACCAGACGAAGUUGGACGUCUCGAGGUUCUUCGCAUCCACACGAAAAAUAUGAAGCUUUCAGAAGAUGUUGAUCUAGAAAAGAUUGCUAAGGAAACCCACGGUUAUGUUGGUGCUGAUUUAGCUGCUCUGUGUACUGAAGCUGCACUUCAGUGCAUCAGAGAGAAAAUGGAUGUGAUUGACCUAGAAGAUGAAACCAUUGAUGCUGAGAUAUUGAACUCAAUGGCAGUCACAAAUGAACAUUUCUCGACUGCACUUGGAUCAAGCAAUCCUUCUGCUCUCCGUGAAACAGUUGUUGAAGUGCCCAAUGUCAGCUGGGAUGAUAUUGGUGGUCUUGAAAAUGUUAAGCGAGAACUCCAAGAGACUGUUCAAUAUCCAGUGGAACACCCUGAGAAAUUCGAGAAGUUUGGAAUGUCACCUUCAAAGGGAGUUCUGUUCUACGGUCCUCCUGGUUGUGGUAAAACUCUUUUGGCCAAAGCUAUCGCCAAUGAAUGUCAAGCAAACUUCAUUAGUAUCAAAGGUCCUGAGCUACUCACUAUGUGGUUUGGAGAAAGUGAGGCUAAUGUGAGAGAAAUUUUUGACAAAGCUCGUGGUUCUGCUCCAUGUGUCCUAUUCUUUGAUGAACUUGAUUCUAUAGCAACUCAGAGAGGUAGUAGUUCAGGAGAUGCUGGCGGUGCUGCUGACAGAGUUUUGAAUCAACUGCUUACAGAAAUGGAUGGAAUGUCAGCAAAGAAAACUGUGUUUAUUAUCGGGGCCACUAAUCGACCUGAUAUUAUAGACCCUGCUCUACUACGACCUGGACGUCUGGACCAGUUGAUCUAUAUCCCCCUUCCAGAUGAGGAUUCCCGCCAUAAUAUAUUCAAAGCUGCCUUGAGAAAAUCCCCCAUCGCAAAGGAUGUUGACAUCAAAGCUCUUGCAAAGUACACUCAAGGCUUCAGUGGUGCUGAUAUUACUGAGAUUUGCCAACGUGCAUGCAAGUAUGCUAUAAGGGAGAACAUUGAGAAGGAUAUUGAGAGAGAAAGAAGGAGAAGUGAAAAUCCCGAGGCCAUGGAAGAGGAUAAUGAAGAUGAGGUAGCUGAAAUCAAAGCUGCACAUUUUGAAGAAUCCAUGAAAUAUGCACGAAGGAGUGUAAGCGACGCUGACAUUCGCAAGUACCAAGCGUUUGCCCAAACAUUGCAGCAAUCAAGAGGGUUUGGAAGCGAGUUCAGGUUUGCAGACUCUAGUGCCGGCGGAACUGCUGCUGCUGCUUCAGCUGACCCUUUUGCAAGUGCUGGGGGAGCUGACGAGGACGACCUCUACAGUUAGUUUAAUGAUAUUUGCUAUCUUUUGUUCUGGAACAACAAUGCUUCCUAAUUUAUGUACCUUUUCAUUUGCUUGUAAGAAAUCUUCUUGCUUACAUUAUAUUACUUUUGUUAUUGCUCCGUAAAAGUUAUUGGUACAUCACUAGGUGUGAGCCUCUCUGAAGGUUUGAAACAAUUAUUUGGCCAGUUUCUGGGACCGUAUAUGGUCUCAGGUUCCA